CACCCGGCUACCACUAGCAAACGGCCGAGGCCAUCGCAGAUUUCGCAGUUGUCGCGCACCCACCCACCGGCCGCGAUCUGACGGGCUUCACAUUCCCCGCCGCCGCCGCCGCCGACCCGCGGCGCCCGCGCACUCGCGGGAGAAAACCGCGGUGGGGAGCGUAGCCGGCCGCCGCAGCGAUGCCCAGCUCGCCCAAGCUGUUCGCCUCGGCCGCCGCCUCCCGCCGCUCCUCGCUCCGCCGCAUCCUCUCCUCGCCGGCCUUCUCCGCCGCCUGCCUCCUCUUCGGCCUCGCGGGCUUCCUCGCCGCCGCGGUCACCCUCUCCCGGGCGCCCUCCCCGGAGGACGCGCCGCGCGGCCGCUGCCCCGACUCCUCGCGCCCGCUCUCCGUCUCCGUCGCGUGGGACCGGCGCCCCGGGGAUGCCGCCGCCGCUGCCGCCGACCUCCCGGUGGGCCUCGCCACGGGAUCGCGCGGUCGGCACAAGGUCAUGGCCUUCGUCGGGAUCUUCACCGGGUUCGGCUCCGUCGGCAGGCGCCGCGCGCUGAGGCGGACGUGGCUCCCCGCGGAUCGGCAAGGUCUCCUUCGGUUGGAGGAAGCUACUGGUCUGGCAUUCAGAUUUGUGAUCGGUAAAAGCAAUGACAAGUCUAAGAUGCUAGCUCUUGAAAGAGAGGUUGAAGAGUAUGAUGAUUUUAUGCUUUUAGAUCUCGAGGAGGAGUAUAGCAGGCUUCCAUACAAAACGUUAGCUUUCUUUAAGGCUGCUUAUGCAUUAUUCGAUUCUGAUUUCUAUGUUAAAGCUGAUGAUGACAUUUACUUGAGACCAGAUAGACUUUCCUUGCUUCUGGCUAAGGAACGCUCACAUACACAAACAUACAUUGGAUGCAUGAAGAAGGGGCCUGUUUUUACCGAUCCCAAAUUGAAAUGGUAUGAGCCACAGUCCUUCCUACUUGGAUCAGAAUACUUCCUUCAUGCAUAUGGGCCUAUUUAUGCUUUAUCAGCUGAUGUGGUGGCAAGCUUGGGUGCCUUGAGAAACAACAGUUUCCGAAUGUUCAACAAUGAGGAUGUUACUAUUGGAUCCUGGAUGCUUGCUAUGAAUGUCAACCAUGAGAACACGCAUUCACUUUGUGAACCUGAGUGCUCAGAGUCUUCAAUUGCUGUCUGGGAUAUUCCAAAAUGUUCAGGUCUAUGCCACCCGGAGGUAAAGAUGCUAGAGCUUCAUCGAAGAAAAGAAUGCACAGGUGGUCCAUCUGAGGUGUCUGAAUCUGAUGACCGAUGAAGUUUCGUCUGGACACGGAACCAUGGACCCGGCGACAUGAUGACAGAGUGGUUGACCUCUGCCUCGAUAGAUUCUUGGAAUGCGUGCACUCAUAGAGUUCCGUCACUAGGCAGAAUCAUUUGCCGAUAUACCGUGGAGGAAAGCCUACACCUAUAAUUCAGGCGCCAUGACAAUGCAAUUCUCCAGGGCACCGUUGUUGCUCCUCUGCUACAUUCUUGCCAUCGCUUUUAACCACAGAACUGUAUUCUUGUCGUACAGCGGCAUGCUCAUCCCGGUAUCGCGGCGAAGUUUUGUUGUAUAGAAUGCAUUACAAAUUUGUCACAAAUGAUACACUUUCUUUCUACUUAGACCCUACUAUGAAACAGCGUCUUCCUGAAGAACAGAGAUUCUGCUCAACCUCAAUUGAGUCAUUCCUGAUAUACUA
Messenger RNA from Brachypodium distachyon (stiff brome), 1695 nucleotides. Its product is annotated as probable beta-1,3-galactosyltransferase 14. The record is from RefSeq and is a predicted model, not a curated record. Gene Ontology annotation, molecular function: hexosyltransferase activity. The transcript has 7 exons. NCBI's taxonomy places the organism in Eukaryota, Viridiplantae, Streptophyta, Magnoliopsida, Poales, Poaceae. Gene Ontology annotation, cellular component: Golgi membrane. The coding region runs from base 180 to 1271 and encodes 363 amino acids.